Messenger RNA from Linnemannia hyalina, 417 nucleotides. The record is from the annotation of a GenBank genome assembly. Lineage: Eukaryota; Fungi; Mortierellomycota; Mortierellomycetes; Mortierellales; Mortierellaceae.
AUGGAGGCAGCGGACAAAUCAAACACCACGAUUGACCUGCCUGACAAAGAAGAGUGUGACGUCGAUUUUGACGGGUUUGUUGUUGAUCGGGUGCCAGAUGUCCUCGCCUUUUUCACGUUUGUCACCACCACCACCUCCACACCUCAUUACUCAUCCGCCAUGACUCGAUCCGCCUGGAAAGGUCCAUUCUUCGUCGCCCUCCCCGGUCUCAGACAGGCCCUGACCCAGAACAUCCCUGUCCGCACCAACGCCCGCGCCUGCACCAUCAUCCCCUCCUUCGUUGGCCUCAAGUUCCAAAUUCACAAUGGCAAGGACUACACCCCUCUGACCGUCACCGACGAGAUGGUCGGCCACAAGCUCGGAGAGUUCGCCCCCACCAGGAAACGCUUCUCCUACCGUCAGACCAAGAACCGUUAA